GAGAGCUCCACGAGACCGAAAUCACCCGAACCCCGCUCCGUGUUUUCCCGUCGCUUCCCUCGUAUGCACGCGGUGAGGGAGGGCGUUUGUCUGUGGGCGGUUACAAACGCUGCGUGAUUCACAAACCUUAUUUGUUCGUACUACUUUGAGCGCCAUCUUGUUUGUAACUCUUCUACGUAAGUGGUAGAGUUUCUACUGAGGGGGGUAUCGGAUUACCCUCUUUUUUUUCUCCUUCCUCCCCCCUACCCCACCCUCAGCUUCAGACCGGGAACCUCUCCCUGUGGCAGGCUGUACGCACAGGCGCGUCUGCUUUACAGCCUUUUCUCCGAAAAAAAAGUAUUUUCAAGCGGACAGAAAUGAGCAUCGAAACGCUUCUGGAAGCGGCUAAGUUUUUGGAAUUUCAAGCCCAGCAACAACAGAAAGCACGUGAGGAUGAAAAGGAGAAGCUGCGUCUGCAGCACCUGAAAGAGCAGAGCCACCCUAAUGUGAACUCCACAAUCCACAUCAACAAUGUUUCUAAAGCAGAGGAGCUCCACAUGGAGUCCCGUCCCCCACCCAUACCAUCAGCUCUGUCACCUCCCUCCGUCCCCAUUACAGUCAUCCCGAUACCUGUGGUCACCCCCAACCUUACAGGCUCACCUACUCUACCUGUUACCACGCUCUCCCCUCCUGCUGCUCCUCCACUGGCCUCCCCAAAGACAGACUCUCAUCCCCCUCUGGAGCAAAGUGCAGCAGCUCUACUCUGGUCUCCACAGCCCAAACCUGACACCCAAACCAUGGUGACUGCCAACCACAAGCAGCCGAUACAAAACCACCACCUUCAGCCGCAGCUCGUCACCCAAACCAACAACACUAAACUACACCAGCAGCUGGUUCAGCGCUAUCCGGGUACCAUCGUCUCGCCCAUACAGCAGCAAGCCUUACUGCCCCAUUCAGGCCCUGUGCUUCAGCAGGCCCCCCUGCACAAUGGCCCCGUCAGCCGGGGAAGUCCUCCUGAUGACAGUCGCCAGCUAGACAGCAAGAAGAGGCCUGGAGGGGCUGGUACAAGAGAGGUGCAUAACAAACUUGAGAAAAACAGACGAGCACACCUGAAGGAGUGCUUCGAGACGCUGAAAAAGAACAUCCCGAACAUUGAUGAGAAGAAAACCUCCAACCUGAGUGUCUUAAGAAGUGCACUGAGAUACAUUCAGACAUUAAAGCGCAAAGAGAAGGAGUAUGAGCACGACAUGGAGCGUCUGGCCAGAGAAAAGAUCGCUACCCAACAGCGACUAGCAGAGCUGAAGAAUGAUCUUAGCCAGUGGAUGGAUGUGAUCGAGAUCGACCGCAUCCUCCGACAGACAGUGCAGCCGGAGGAGGACCAAGCUUCAACCUCCACAGCCUCGGAAGGUGAAGACAUCAUGGAUGACGAUCUGGACGAAGAGCCUGCACCAAGAGCACCCACUGCCUUACCCACCGUGCCUCAAAUCAUGAAACCUGAGCUGCACACAACUGCAACACCUACUCAAGUCCCAACUGUGAUGCCCACCACCACUACCUCCUUCACCACCCCACACAACCAGCGCAAAGCCCCUCAGCACCAGCCUCAGUCGCUACCAGUGACUCCCCCACAGCCACUGUCUAAACCUGCAGCUCCACCAACGCUCACUGCCACUACAUCCAGCACACCUUGUCAGCUGUCAAAUCCCACCCAGACGCAGAUGGUGACCACACCCAGUCUGCACCCCACAGUUAUUGCUCAUGCACCAGUGUCCCACCCUUCGGUCAUCCAAGUGAUCCCAAGUCAGAGCUCCAAAAACAUCGCCCAGCUGGGUCCCUCCACCACCACCAGCUCUGUGCAGUUAGCCCCCGGCCACCAGCCCAUCAGCCACAUAACCGUGCACCCAGUGGCUCACCUGAGCCAGCAUUUACCCACUCUCUACUCUCAGCCGGUGGCUGUCACACAGCCGGCCGUGGUCGGUCACAUCACUCAAACAAUAAACCAUGCUCAUGUGAACGGCAGUGCGCCUGCACAGCCAGCUGCCACCAUUGUUGGUAAGCAGACAGCAGUGAGCACCCAAAUGAUGGCUCACCACCCGCAGCUAGUGGGUCAGACGGUGCUCAACCCUGUGACCAUGGUAACCAUGCCCUCCUUUCCCAUCAGCACUCUGAAGCUGGCCUGAACACUGCCAACAGGACCACUGAGCUCCAGACUGUGAUCCCCAUGACAGGGGUAAAGUGAUGGAGGGAUGUUAUUCCCCCAUGUUAACAAAGUGACCAAAAACAAGUCCCUGUUCUUAACCUUCCACCUUCUUGUGUGUUGGUUAGUGUUGUGGGAGCACUCAAUGGGCCACCUCCCUGCGGUGAACCACGGGCUUCAUACCAGGCCAUUGACAAGCCAACCAUGUGUGCAGGAGAGCUGCUGGAGACCCUUCUGCUCUGUUUAAUUCUCACUUAAAAGCAUUAAAGUGGACACAAAGCUGGGAACAAUCCUAAAACUCCUUCUAGACCAGACUACCACAACUUCUAAGAUAUAACAGGCUGCAUGUGACUGACGGUCAUAAUGUCGUGUUUGUGUUGUACACAGUGGGCUGAUGUGCAGUUUUUGACCUUCACCUGCCAUCCUUCGGUGUUUUAAAGUGAGGCAGUGCGUAUUUUUACAGAAGCUAGAAAGAAACAGCCUCACAUGGGAAAAUGUCGAUCUGCUAUUAUAGAGUCCAGACAGUGUAGGAGCAGAGUGCUGGCCCGCCAAACCCAGCGCACGGAGAAUGUGGUUCAGAGGAGCCCCUCCUCUUCAGCAGCAGCACAUGCUGUAAGGUUGGAGCCAAAUCAUGGACUGCACUUAGCCGCCUGAGCAGGAGCUGCAGUCCUCGGUGAUGGUGCACACAGCAACAGCUCCCCCUGGUGGCUGUUUGUGUUCAUAGUCAAACUACCACCUCUGCAACAAUGACACAAUUCUUCCAGUGAAGUAAAAUGAUGAUAUCACAUCAGAGUGGCUGAAAAAAAAAAAAAAAAUAUAUAUAUAUAUAUAUAUAUAUAUAUACAGCUUUGUCAGUUCUAGGCCUAGCCAGGUUGCAGGGUGUCUCAGGAGCUUGUCUCUGCCUUUAGCGAGUAAUGUUCUGUUGACAGAUUGCAGCCAAGAUGACAAUCAGCACCUCGAAUUUUAAGGCUCAAGUGCUCAAUCAGAAAAGGGUGGAUUUCUCAUUUCUGCCUCAAGUGAAUGAGUUUAAGUAUCUCAGGGUCUUGUUCACAAGUGACAGACUGACUGGUCCAGCCACCGCACCAAUCAGUGGUCUGCUGUGGCAAAGAGACAGCUGAGCGCUAAGGCAAAGCUAUUCAUUUACUGGUUGAUCCACUGUUCUACCCACAAACUGUGGUUAGCAACUGAAAAAAAAUAUGAGAUCACUGAUACAGGUGGCGUGAAUGGGCUUCUUUCUAGGCUGUCUUGCUUAGCCUAGACAAGUUGAGUAACUCAUCAUUUAAGAGGAGCUGAGUCAGAUGAGGUGGUUUGGGCAUCUGAGUAGGAUGCCUCUAAGGUGAACGGUUUCAGGCAUGCACAACCAAGAAGACACCCGAUGGCAAAUCCAGGACAUGAUAUCUCUCAGCUUGCUUGGGAAAGCCUUGGUGUCUCCCACACUAGAGGAGUGAGGUCUGGAUAGCUCUGCUUAAACUGCUACCAGUGUCCAGAUAAGCAGAAGAUUGGCUGGAUUUAGUUUUUAGUGUUUAAAGGACAAUCAGAUUGUUACUUAUUUCUAGUAUCUGUCCUUCAAACAUACUGGUGAUUGUACACUGAGCACAAAUACAAGUUAGUGUUUUAGGAUAAAACAGUUUGUGUCACAGCUGCUAAUGUAUUUUAAAUAUUUUUCUUUUUGCAGAGUAGGAUUUGUAUCUACAUCUAUAUGACCCCCAACCCCAGCAGAGGCGAGUUUAUAUGCGCUGUGAGACUUAAAUACCAUGAGGUAAAGGAUGUGAAUCUGAAUACAGAAAGGUCCAUAAAAUAUAGUGAAGUGUGUCUAUGCUGUCUUGUAGUGCAUAUGGUAGUAGGGUGUGUGUUUGCAUGCCAUUAAUGCAUGCCAUGACUGUACUAAUGUAGUGAUCACUAUGAAAGCAAGGACCUAUAGCAGUGCUCCCCGAUGAGCUUAUGAACUUCAUUACGUUACUAUAGGAGUGUGUAGGAUUUCUGACACAUUUAAAAUUCUGUCAUCCAUAAAACUGGGGACAAGUAUCUGUACAAAGCGACAACAACAGAUGACUUUAAUGUGUUUAUUCGAGGCACCCUCUUUCCAAAGCUGGCACUGUGAACAUUUAAAAAGUAGUCUCAAUGAACAGCCAACCUGCAGUUUAAUGCACUGUGCUCUCUGAAUUUAAUCUGAAUGUACUGAUCUGUGAAAACAUUUGGAGUGUCGAAACAGGAGUCGAGCCCUUUUUAGAAAUGCAGUUACUUUAUUAAAGUGUAUGUAAAGUGUAACAUUAGAAACCUGGUUUUGUAUUUUAAGAUUUACUGUCGCUUGUAUCAUCACCCCUCGUUUGUUAAUUUUAUCAAAUAGCUUAUUUUCUGGGACCAUGUACAGUGCUGUAUGUGAAGGGGCGAUCACUACAUUCAAUCACAUUUGGCCACUUGUUUAAAUUAUUCACCCCUUACAUGUUUUUGUAUUUUGCUCUGAUGCAAUACGUUGUUUCCUUGCCAUCUCUUAGAUUUCACACAAACAUCUGGGAUAAAUGGCAUUUUGAAAUCGUUUUGCAGAAAAACAAAAUGCAUAAACGUUACCAGAUACAGAUGCUUGAAGAAGCAAAAAUAUACCUGUGUUUUCCCUAUGGAGAAAGUUUACAUUGUAUAUAGCCUGUAAAUGUUGGGCUGCAUUUAGAUCUAUCUGUAUUAAGGUAAAUGCUUGGGAAAAUAUGUAAAAAUUAAAAUUUAUAAAAAAGAUACUUAAUAAAUUGU
Molecule: messenger RNA, 4918 nt
Organism: Pelmatolapia mariae (spotted tilapia)
Lineage: Eukaryota; Metazoa; Chordata; Actinopteri; Cichliformes; Cichlidae
Gene: mnta
Product: MAX network transcriptional repressor a
Exons: 6
Coding region: 357-2159 (600 amino acids)
Biological process (GO): regulation of transcription by RNA polymerase II
Molecular function (GO): protein dimerization activity; RNA polymerase II cis-regulatory region sequence-specific DNA binding; DNA-binding transcription factor activity, RNA polymerase II-specific
Source: RefSeq, a predicted model, not a curated record